Messenger RNA from Epithele typhae, 1476 nucleotides. RefSeq names its product MFS general substrate transporter. Gene Ontology annotation, molecular function: transmembrane transporter activity. NCBI's taxonomy places the organism in Eukaryota, Fungi, Basidiomycota, Agaricomycetes, Polyporales, Epitheliaceae. The coding region runs from base 1 to 1476 and encodes 491 amino acids. The transcript has 8 exons. Gene Ontology annotation, cellular component: fungal-type vacuole membrane. The record is from RefSeq and is a predicted model, not a curated record. Gene Ontology annotation, biological process: transmembrane transport.
AUGGAUAGAACAGCAACUCCAGCGGUUCAAGAAUAUCCAAGUGUCGAGCUGACAGACUUCGCUCAAGAGAGCGGUCGUCAAGCUCCACCGCCACGGAGCGGCCAACCAACGCCAUUACCUUCGAGUGGCACCUUCUCAGCAGCGUCCUCUCAAGCGGCGCUGAGGGGGGCGUUAGACGACGGGCCGAACGUGCAGGAGCUCGCGCCUGUCGAUGGCGGGGUCCAAGCGUGGACGUUCUGCGCCUGCGCGUUCAUCCUCGAAAUGAUGAUCUGGGGGUACUGCUUCAGUUACGGCAUUUUCCAAGACUACUAUACCACCCAUGCGCCCUUCGACCGGGCCUCCAGCAUAGCCAUUUCCGCAGUCGGAACAACCGCAAUCGGUUUGCAGUAUGCCGAGGCACUCAUCUUCUCGUGUUUCUUCAGUCGCUACCCCGACUACAUGAUGCUGUCCAUGUGGUGCGGGCUUGGACUGUCUGUCGCGUCUAUUUUUGCGUCUAGCUUUGCGACACAAGUCUGGCAGUUGAUCUUGCUCCAAGGAGUUGCAUUCGGAGUUGCCGGGGGCCUCCUGUAUGCGCCUGUACUCAAGCUGCUCCCCGAAUGGUUUUCGGCACGGAGAGGGCUCGCAGGAGGCAUCAUCUUUGCUGGUGGAGGUGUUGGAGGCGAGCUCUCUCGUUUCAUCUUUCCCUUCGUCUGGUCAAUCCUCCUAGACAAGCUUGGUUUGCAGUGGACACUCAGGUUAUGGGCUCUCCUGACCGCCGUCUUUUGCGGCUUCGCGCUCUUGGGCAUCCAUCCCCGUCUUCCUGUACCCAAGUUCACGGGUGGGAGGCCGCGCCCGCGCUUCAUCCCUCUGCAGCUCGGCUUCGCCUCCAGCCCGCUCUUCUGGAGCGUCUCGCUCACCCUGCUCCUGCAAGGCUUUUCGUACUUCCCCGUCUCGCUCUACAUCGCCAGCUUCGCGCGCCGGCUCUCCUCGCCGCUGACCGCGACGGUUGUCCUCUCCGUCUUCAACUCUUCCGCCGUCGCCGGCCAGGUGAUCCUCGGCCACCUCAGCGACCGCUUCCCGUACCCGUGGGUGAUGUUCUGCAGCGCGCUCGGCUCGAGCGUCGCCGCGUUCCUCCUCUGGGGCCUCGCGAGCGGCCCGACGCCGCUCUACCUCUUCGCAAUCAUCUUCGGCGCGCUCAGCGGCGGGUUCUCCUCCACCUGGACGCACGCCGCGUUCGAGUGCGCGCGCGGGCAGCCGGAGCACACCGGGAUCGCGUGGGGCGGGACCGCGGUCUUCAAGGGCGUCUCCGCCGUCGGCGGCCCCAUCCUCUCCUCCGUUCUCCUCGACCUCGGCGGCGGGCGCGCGCUCGCGGGGCCGUUCGGGCGCCAGGGGUUCGGCGCGGUGGAGGUCUUCGUGGGCGCGUGCGCGCUCGCGACGGCGCUGGGCAGCCUCGCGAUCGCGGCGGCGCGGCGGCGCGCUGUGGUUCGGUUCUCGUGA